UGGCCAUACUUUCCCUGUCUCACCUUACCCACACCCACCUUUCCAAUUCUAUUCCCUUCGGCUUGGCAUCACUUUUCUUGAAUUUUCUUGAUUUAGAUUAGACAGGUGUCUGAUCAGUGUUCCGCUUGGAAAGAUUUUGGCUUUUGGGGUUUGGACAUGGAGAAGGUGAACUUUGUGAAGAAUGGACAGAUGAGGUUACCCCCGGGUUUCAGGUUCCACCCCACCGACGAGGAGCUGGUGGUACAGUACUUGAAGCGUAAGGUGCUCUCCCUCCCUUUGCCGGCCACCGUCAUCCCUGUCAUCGACCUCUGCAAAUCUGAUCCUUGGGAUUUGCCAGGUGAUUGGGAGCAAGAGAGGUAUUUUUUCAGUACUAGGGAGGCAAAGUAUUCGAAUGGGAACAGGUCAAACAGGGGAGCUGUUUCUGGGUACUGGAAGGCCACUGGGAUUGACAAACAGGUAGUGAGUUGUAGAGGAGGACACCAUGUUGUUGGGAUGAAGAAGACCCUUGUUUUUUACCAAGGCAAAGCCCCCCGUGGCUCCAGGACCGACUGGAUCAUGCAUGAAUAUCGCCUUGCCAAUUCCCCAAUCAACAAUAAGGACAACUGGGUGAUCUGCCGCAUAUUUUUGAAGAAGAGGGCAGGGGCGAAGACGGGAGAAGAUGGGAUCGAGAACAUGAGGGGAGUAGCACCAGCGAAUAUAGUUAACACAAUCGAACCAGUUUUCUACAAUUUCUUAGCUAGAAGAGAAAGGGCAGAUUUAAAUGUAGCUCCAGCUUCCUCCUCAUCCGGCUCCAGUGGGGUAACUGUGGUUUCGGCAUUUCAUCUAACAGAAGACGAUCACGCAGAAGAAGAAGAAGAUAGUAGCAGCUGCUGCAAUAGUAGCUUCAGGAGAAAACCUUGUUAAUUUGGAAUUUCAUCUUGUCAGAAUAAUAACCAACUUGAUGUUGUUUUUUCCACCCAAUUUCACUCUCUUCCACAUUACAGUAUUUCAAAAAAGAGAAAAGAAAAAGUGGGCAUCAAGUUAUUAAUCCCAUCUUAUUAUCAUCAUAUGUACAAAGAUGAUGUUUAAAACAAGUUUCCUUGUGCUCUGCUAAAUGGAGGAUUUCGUGACAGUAACAAAGCUUCCAUCUUUACGGCACUAACAAAGCUGGAAUUUACCGCAAAAGAAAAGCAAAAAGAGAACAAAAAAAGGAAAUUGCUGAUGAUGAUGCACAUGCUUGCACUAUUAACUUUUCUUGAAAGAGAAUACUACCUCCGUCCCUGAUUGUUCUUCCAAAUUAAAGUGGCACGGCGAUUAAGAAAGUGUGAAUUGUGUGGUGGAGAGUUGUGCAGAGGAGAGAGAAAUGAUGUGAACCACAAAUUCUUUGCCAAAAAGGGAAAGUGAAGUUCUUUUUGGGACGGACGAAAAGGGAAAGUUGGAAGUAAAUUUAGGGACGGAGGGAGUACCUUUUAGAGGAGUCGCACUAGAAUAAUAACGUAUGGUGAUGAUGAUGAUCUUUGGUAAGAUUGAUACGAUUCUUCUUUGGAAUCUUCAAAAGACCAUUUCCCCCUACAGAAUCCAGUUCCCUGACGCUCAAAUUCAUAGACCAAUUGGGUUUUGAAGGGUUUCGGAUUCUCCUCACGGCAAGUCACAUCCGUUUAGGGUUGUUUGAGAGUUGCGCGCGUUCAUUUCGUAUGGAUUUGAUGUGUUUAUGAUGAUGUAGCUGUUGUGUUAGAUCUUUUCUUUAUAAGCUUUCUCGUGAAAUAAUAGGAGAAUAAGCAUGCUACAUAAAUAAUAGGGUUGUUAGUAUUGAAAAUUUUCUAUUCAUAACUACAACAAAAUUAUAAACUCUCUCACUUAACUAUUACAAAA
Molecule: messenger RNA, 1851 nt
Organism: Cuscuta epithymum
Lineage: Eukaryota; Viridiplantae; Streptophyta; Magnoliopsida; Solanales; Convolvulaceae
Source: the annotation of a GenBank genome assembly